Symsagittifera roscoffensis is the source of this 874-nucleotide messenger RNA. Its product is annotated as MOB kinase activator 3B-like. NCBI's taxonomy places the organism in Eukaryota, Metazoa, Xenacoelomorpha, Acoela, Convolutidae. The coding region runs from base 18 to 698 and encodes 226 amino acids. The transcript has a single exon. Gene Ontology annotation, cellular component: cytoplasm. The record is from RefSeq and is a predicted model, not a curated record.
CACUUUUUUUAGAAAUAAUGUCUGCUAUCAAGGAUUUGUUGCGAGGACGGAAAGAUCAAACUUUUAGACCAAAAAAGAAAUUUGAAGAUGGAUCAGGUCAUUCAAGUUUGCAUAAAUAUGCCAAAGCGUCUUUGAAGGCUGGAUUAGACUUUUCUGAAUUAGUUAAGCUUCCACCAGGAGAAGAUAAGAAUGAUUGGAUGGCAGUUCACGUGGUAGACUUCUUCAAUCGAGUGAACCUCAUUUACGGAGUCAUCAGCGAAUAUUGCACAGUGACAAGUUGUCCAAAGAUGAGUGGUGGAGCGAAGUUUGAAUACUUUUGGGCCGAUGAGACAAAUAAGAAGCCAGUGGCCCUGCCAGCUCCUGAAUAUAUGAAUAACCUCAUGGACUGGAUCGAAUCGAAAAUCAACAAUGUGAAGGAAUUCCCGACAACAACGAAUGUGCCAUUUCCAAAGCAUUUUCCCGCGUUGUGCAAAAAAAUUCUGACGAGGUUGAAUAGGGUAUUUAUACAUGUAUAUAUUCAUCAUUUCGAACCCAUCGUGUCUCUAGGAUCUGAAGCACAUGUCAAUCAAUGCUACAAACAUUUUGUUUACUUUGUAACAGAGUUUCAGCUGGUAGAUUACAAAGAGUUUGAGCCUCUUGCAAAAGUCACCGAUCAACUUUGUCCAAGGAGAAUUGCGAUGUUGAAAGAUAAUAAAUAAAGUCAAAAGAUUAUUGCAUCUAUCUCGAAUAGUUUCUUUAAAAAAUAUUUCAAUUAAAUAGUUUAGAUUUUCUAUUCAAUUUUAUAUCUAAUCUAACGAGUAUCAGGCUGCUUAAUUUUUUCAUAUCAGUAAUCUGCCUUUUUGGUUUAGUUUGAUUAAUUAACUCUUCAUUGACA